Molecule: messenger RNA, 3959 nt
Organism: Tribolium castaneum (red flour beetle)
Lineage: Eukaryota; Metazoa; Arthropoda; Insecta; Coleoptera; Tenebrionidae
Product: fasciclin-1
Exons: 2
Coding region: 89-1543 (484 amino acids)
Biological process (GO): extracellular matrix organization; cell adhesion
Cellular component (GO): extracellular matrix
Molecular function (GO): cell adhesion molecule binding
Source: RefSeq, a predicted model, not a curated record
CAAUCAUUUUCCUCAAAACCAGCCGAUAAACUCGACCUUGCCCCAAAAAUAAUCAAACCGAGAUUUCAUAACGAACCAAGUGUGUGUCAUGUGUGCAAUCCUCACCAUUUUGUUGAUUCUUUCCCCGAAUUUCGUCCAUUGCUACCAACAAUGGACGACCAUCUACGAUAAAAUCACACAAGAGGAAGAGUUCUCCGGAUACAAAACCAUGAUAAGAAACGAUAAAGCAUCGUCUUUGAAUUUGUUAUACAGCGGUGUCACUGUUUUCGUGCCAACGAACGACGCAAUUCGAACCUAUACUGGGUUUUUUCGCGAUGCGGUCGUUCUGUACCAUAUGGGCACCCAGCCAUACACUUUGAAACAACUACGGUUGAAUAAUACGGUACAAAGCGCCCAUGGGGACAACCCACCCCUAUGGGUGAGUGUCACCCCUGAUGGGUACUACAUCAACAACGCCAAAAUUUUGGAAAAACGCUCCAACUACAUGGCGAAAUGCAAAAGAAACGAGAACUUGAAUCAGGUACUACAUGUGAUUGAUCGGGUACUCGAUCCCAUGACACCCAUGGCCAACCCAUCAGCCUUCGAUUUUUUGCAACACUACGACCAGUGGGAUUUAGGGCCGUUCAAAAUUUUUAACUUCUGGACACGAGUGCAGUACCAUGACAAGUCAGAGUGGUACCAGAAGCCAGGCGGUCACACGUUUUUCAUCCCAAUUGAUGAUAAAAUGGACGAUUACCGCCUCCAAAGCAUCGAUAGUUACGUAAUUGACGGGCAUGUGGUACCCAACAUGGUACUUUUCACACGCCCAACAACCAAAAACUUUAUUUUUGAAAGUGCCUCAAAUGGGGACUACAUUUACAUCGUACUGUCAAUGACGUCACGAAACGACCGUUUCUACGUCAAAAGUUUCACAGUUCUGGGCGACAGUGACCAUAAAAGAGGCGAAGUCUUUGCCGAAAUAAUCAAAAGUGAUAUUCCCGUAACCAACGGAGUUGUCCACCUAAUUUCCAAACCUUUGGCUGUUUUCGACCGCCAACUCCAGUUCUUCCCCUACUUGCCAGUCAUCCACAAAGUCACAAUGGACCCGAACUUGGAUUUCACGUACAAUUUAGCCAAAAACAGGAUUAACAAAAUCCUGAAACGCGAACGGGGGAUGUACACGUACUUCGCCCCCAAAAACCAGGCUUGGGGGAACUACACGGGGUACUCCCGCAGCCAACUUGUCGAUAUCCUUGCCCGACAUUUAAUCGUGUCUGAAGUACGCUACACAAUCCCUAAACUGGUGGCUUUGGCUAAAAGUGGCAACGGAACUACGUUUCUGGAAACUUUGGGUGGUACCCUCAGACUACAAAUCGACCAUUUUGAUGGGUACUACCAUCUCAAAUGGGGCACAAAAUGGGUCAGAGUCUCCCGGCCUGACUACAGGUGCAGCGAUGGGGUUGUCCACGUUGUCGACGAUGUUUUCGCCACCCCCAAGUUUGCAAAACCGCCCCAAACACCUAAAAGUGGGUUUUGGAGGACGUUGAAAGACGCGUUCACGUGACCGCCCUUUGAUUUGUUGCCAGACAUUUGCCCGACUUAGUGCCCGGUCAUAUUUAGUGGUAAAAGUUUGUUGUUUUAUCUACAAUUUUCCUAGAAAUACAGGGUGAUUCAAGUAAGUUGGCCAAAAUCGCGCUGAAAUGUUUAAACUAAUAUUAUAUUCAUUUUUGCAUAAGUAGGUUUUUAUAAAAAACUAAAUACCUAAAAAAUUGGUUAAACUUGAUCGAAAAUAAUUAAAGUAAAGGCAGUUAUAAAUCUUAAUCUGCGCUGACUUUAUUUGAGCUUUCUGUUUGAAUCUGAUUUGAUUUGAAUAACUCUGCAUCUAAUAGUACAGCCUAGCCUUAAUUUGGCUCCAUUUUAUUCGUCUAAUAAAACUUAAAUCUGGCAUAACACAGACAAGUCGUGAAUUUAUCUAAAUAGAUAAACUAAAAUCUUUUGAUGAGAUCACCAUUUACCGUCAUCUUACUUUUAUAUUCUAUCACCUCUAAGAGAAACCUGUGUUUUUUUUAACAAUCUUAAAUCUGGCGCUGAAUAUGUACAGGGUGAUUCAAAAGAAGCGUACAAUCUCUCGGGUGCUGAUAAAAGACAUUAAAGUGAAUUAAAGGUUCCUAUGAUAAAAAAUUGUUUGAGAUUUUUUUCACGAGAUAUAGCUUUUCAAAGUUAAAUUUUGAAGGUAAUUUUUUGAUGCUUCAGAUAAUAUUUUUUUGACUUUGGUUAGCGGAAAUGACAACUCUUGGAACAUUAAACAAAUUCCUGUUGAAAAAAUUAACAAUGAAUGGCUAAUGACGUGUAAAACAAUUAAAAAACUUGUAAAUUCGACAUCCUAGGAAACAGUCGAUACCGUUGCUAAGGAAAACAAAUUAAAAAAUAUACAGAAUGUCCGUUUUUAGAGCUCCACCAUGGGCAUUUCCGUUAUUCUAAAAGAUACGAGGUCGGUUAAAUUAGGGCAAAGUUGCGCUUUUUUAUGCUGAAUAACUAUCUGAAAGGAAAUUUGAUCGUCGUUUUUAGUUUUUAAAUUAUUGGAAAAAAUCAAAAUUUUGUAAUUUUUGUUUUUAAUUUUUUUAAGCGAAUACCAAAAGAACUGCACGUUUUUAAGUAGGAAAUUUAAGUAAGCACUUUUUUACAAAAAAUCUAAAUCUGCCAUUGCCUUUUCCAAGGCGCUCUUGAUGACAGAGUUACAACAGUCAAGUUUGGUUUUUCUUUUGGACACCAUAUUUGACAUUUAUAUUUUUGAAAAGUCUUUUCGUUCCCGAUUACAGUGAUGUAUCACAUGAUAUGAUCGAAUCGUAGAUGCCGAUUAAAAUUAAGAAAAAGGCGUUUUUUCAAAAGUGCUUUGGAAAAAACAAAAUAUGCCCUUUAAUAAACUAAAUUUUCACAGUUCUAUUAAAUACGCAAACAGAAUUUUUAUAACUUUGUCUUGUUUUGUUUUGCAAAGAGUAAAAAAUCUAGUUUGUUUAAAAACAAAUAGUAUAUGUUUUUUUCCAAAGCACUCUUCGCAAAAAUGUUUUUUUCUCCAUUUUGAUCAGAAUGUAAGAUUCGAUACAAAUCGACCAUUUUGAUGGGUACUACCACCUCAAAUGGGGCACAAAAUGGGCCAGAGUCUCCCGGCCUGAAUACAGGUGCAGCGAUGGGGUUGUCCACGUUGUCGACGAUGUUUUCGCCGCCCCCAAGUUUGCAAAACCGCCCCAAACGCCCAAAAGUGGGUUUUGGAGGACGUUGAAAGACGCGUUCACGUGACCGCCCUUUGAUUUGUUGCCAAACAUUUGCCCGAUUUAGUGCCCGGUCAUAUUUCGUGGUAAAAGUUUGUUGAUUAUUCAGUGUUGUUUUAUUUAAAAUUUUCCUAGAAAUACAGGGUGAUUCAAGUAAGUUGUCACGCUGAAAAAUCGAAUGAUUAAAUAAUAUUGUUAUGAAAUAUGAGACUUUACACUUUGUUAUUUUUACUGUAACUAGUCUAUUUAUGUAAGCAAACGUCAAAACCUACAAUUAAAAAAUGGCCGUUUGAUUAACAUGUAUCAAUGUGUGGACACUUAUUGUUAACACAUAGUUCAACUCUUGUGUAGAAAAAGUUGAUACGACAGAGGACGUCCUAUAGUUGCUACUAACACGUGCCAUAAAAAUCUUAGACAGGUUUCGGAACUUGUCAUUUAUAAUAAAACGAUAAAAUAAAAAUGUUAUUGCAUCCGCUGUAAUAAUAGAAACGAAGCCCCUUAUUAGUGUUAUUGUUGUGGUAGGAUUAUUGCAAUUUGUUUCCCUACCUUGGCGUUUGACGUACACGAUUUCCCAGUUAAUUAAAAUUUUAUUUGAAAAAUUCAACUCGCAAUUAAUAUUUUUUUGCAACGAGAAACCACUUCAUUACUUGUAAAUUGUUAUUAUUUAUUAUUAAAAUGUAAUAAACAACUAAUAAACGCUUCUAAAACAUU